AUGCGAAAAGUGGACGAUAGAAGCUUGGAGGUCAAAGGUGGGCGGUGGUUUUCAUGAUGGUUAAUAUUUUUGGCCGAAUAGUAAAAAUAAUAAUGUUUUGUUAGGUUGUCCAACUAAUUCUGUGCCUUCAAAAAUUAAUUUUUUGCCCUCAAAAUCUUUCAAGGCAAAUUCCCUGGGUUAGCAAAUUUUCGGAAUCAGAGGGCUCAGAAUUAUUUGAACAACCUAAUAGUUAAAAAAUAGGUAGAAAUUCGAAUUUUUGGUCGAUUUUGCUUUUUUAAAUGAGUUUUUUAUAUACUUUUCCGUUUUUAGCCAAUUUAUUAAAUUUUGUUACCUAAACAUUAAAAAUAUUGUAGUAGGUGAUUUGUUACCUAAAAUUAAGAAAUCAUGUUGUACCCAAAAAAAUUACUCAAAGUUAAAAAAAGUCAUCUUGUUGAUACCUAAAUUUAGUUUCUUUCUUUUAUCUAUAAGCCUAAAAACGUAAAAAAAAAAAUUUCCAGGACGUGGAUAUGCGGCCCCACCAGUACAACGUCGCGGCCCUUUCGUUAUGCCGUCUCAGCAACGUAAUGUGGCCGCCGGCAAGGUUGCUAUGAUACCUGGGACAACAAAAAACAGCACUACGCAUGAAAGAAGAUCAACCCAAUCAGCUACAGUCCAUUCCAAGUUUGGAUCUCAACAAAAUGUCAAUACUACUGGGCAGUAAGUUGUGAUGAUUUGUAAUUUUACUGAAGUAUCUUGAUAUUAGGCUUGAUAUCUUACUUUUUAUUACUAAAAAAAAUUUUUUCUUUUGAGAAGUCUUUAAAGAUUUAAUUUUGUUAGCGUUAGAAACGUUUUGGCGUCGAUUUACACUUACUUUGCAUUGUAAUAAGCGACAAAAUUUUUUAAGAGCAUGACCAAUGUACGAAAAAACUUUUUUUUUGUUUUUUAGGUAUAUAUGUAUGUAAAUGACGGUACAAUCUCUCAAAAAACUUAUGACAGAUAUGUAGUAAUGUAUUUUAGGGUCUGUAACUGUCAACAUCCAGCCGACCUGACCUUUUUACAAGACAUCUACGUCGAGAACUUGAGGAUCAAAAAUGAAAUGCUUGAACUUCAAAAUAAGUAUUUGUAAGUUUAAACUCAUUACAGUGGAGCUCCUGUAUAACGAAGCGCUUGUGUAUUUGACAGGAGUUCUACUGUAAAUUGUCCUUUAUACAGGAGUUGCACUGUAUUUACAUUGUAUGACAUGGUAGGAUAAUGUCAGUAAUAGGUUGUUCAAAUAAUUCAGGGCCCUCUGAUUCCGAAAAUUUGCAUUGAAAGAGGGCGCAGAAUUAUUUGAACAAAUUAAUAUAAUUUUUUGUCAAGAAACAUAAUACAUUGUAUGACAUGUUAUAAUACGGUAUUUAGUAUGACAUGACAAUAUUAAGGCAUUGUAGUAUUAUAACAUCUAGUAGCAAACUGAUAACAUUAUGACCAAGUACAAGCUAACGACUAAUUUUUAGACAGAACAUAGGAAAAGAAGAAGAUCAAGAGACGAAUAUAAGAAAUGUUCGUGGUUCAGGAACUUCAGCUACAACUACAUAUCAUCAACGUUCCAAAAGAGUCAAUUUCAACGAAAAAGAAGGGCAAUCUUUCAAAGACGAGGACAUUUUCGAUCAGCUGGAGGAGGCUUAUAAGGUAGGGUUAAAGGGAUGUAACUAGACCUGUAAAAGGGCCGGGCCUCAUUUUUUGGUUUGACACACCGGCUGGGCUUUGGUUUGGGGCUUACAUGUGUCUGCCAGGAGAAAGUCACCUACUGCCCUCAACAACAGCCUUGGUUUUUUACUAUGCAGUAUUAGUAGACAUGUAAUAUCAUAUUUACCUCUUAAAACAGUAAACAAUUAAAGUCACGUAAAUAUACAUGUAAUAGUUAUAUGCAUGCCAAACUAUGAUUCUUAUAAAAGCGGUUUUGUCAGUGUAUUAUUAAAAUUGAUGUUUUAUCUUUUUCACUCUGUAAAAAUGCUUAUCUGUUCUUCUUUCACUAUAUACGUGGACGUCGCUAGGGGGUCAGGAACUUUUGGGCAAGAACUUUCGGGGUAAGAUAGGGGAAAGGGUAAAUGGUCUUGGCCCAUCCUCUUGUCCCCAAGGAAAUCUGUAGCGACUUUAAGCAUUGCUUAUAAAAAAAUUAAAAUUAUAGUUUUCGUAAGUAUAACUUCAUCUUUCUAGGCAGAAGGCCGUCUUCAGGAAAAGGUCAAAGCGCUACAACACGAGAAUCGAAAAGUUGUUGCUCAACGUGAUGAAGCUUUAGAACGAUUGGCUGGAUUUGAAGGCGGUAGCAGUAAGUUUCGAACUUUAUUUUGAUAAGUAUCACUGAUUUUUGUAAUAUUUUUUGAGUUUUUACUGUGAUUUAUGCAUGUAUUUAACUAUUAGGCUGUUCAAAUAAUUCUGCGCUCUAUAUCAAUGCAAAUCUUUGGGUUUGGAAACAUAUCAUUCAAUACUGAGUAUUAUAUUUAAUAUAUGGCUGGGGACUUAUACUUCAAAUUUUUUUCUUCAAAAAUAUUUUUUUUCUCAGUGAAAAUUAAAAAAUGGCGCAGAAAAAUACAGAAUUCUGCGCCAUUUGAAAAAAAUAUCGUUUGAAAGAGAGAGAGUCUUUCCUCUAGUGUCUCUUGCUUUAUUGUGCUCUCUUUUUAAAACGGCGCAGAAUUUUGUAUUUUCCUGCGCCAUUUUUUGGUUUUCACUGAGAAAAAAAAAUAUUUUUGAGAAAAAAAAUUUGAAGUAUAAGUCUCCAGCCAUAUAUGAUCAAGUCUUUAAACAUCAACAUAGCACAUUUGCCUUUUCAGAAUCCUUUACAAAAGAACGCAAGACCUUGAUGGAAGACAAUAUUGAGUUACAACGUCGUCUGGACGAUCUAACACCAUUGUUGGCUGAAAAAGACGGUGAAAUCGCAAGGCUUGAAUCUGAACGAAUGACUUUGGCCAAAAGGAUACGUCAGAUGUCAGCUAACACAACGUCACGACAAACCUCGACAGAGAAAGGAGAUUAUCAUGCAAUGGGAGAGUAUAGAGAGUCAAAGAAGCUGAGAGAGAGGGCUAGUGAGUUAGAGAUUGAGUUGAACGAGGAGAGGAAGAAGAUCAUUGAGAAGGCGGUAAGGAUAAGGUUGUAUUGUUGUAGGUAUACAAGUUUUGGGGUUUUUAGGGUAAGGCAAAGUCAGGAAGGGUAAGAUAAGGUAGUACUGAGGAAUAUAGCACAGUAAAGUAAUAUAAGGCAGAGUAAAGUAAAACAUAUUAAUAUAGGGCUGAGUAAUUUAGAAUGGAAUAAGAAUAAGUAAUGCUGAGGCCCGCUAUAAGGUUAGACUACGAUAAUGUCUCAAUAAAAAAAAAUUCUGAGUUGUCUACUUCAACAUCAUCAGUUUUUUCAGGAUGAACUAACCUCCCUCCGCCAGCGCUUCAAAGAACUUCAACUAUCCCUAAAAUCCGAAAAGUCCAUGACCGAAAACGUGACUCAAGAAAACAACAAACUGAUCAAAGAAAACUCCUCAUUGACCAGUCGAAUUUCCCGCCUAGAACAACUUGUAGACCAACAAAAACGUGAACUCAACACCCGACCUCAUGUAGAUAUUACAGUAGAUGAGCUGAGAAAACUCCGUGAGGAUUACAAAAAGAUUCAAGGUGAAUUGGCUGGAGCGAAAGAAAGGAUAAGAUUGGAUGAAGAAGUGAGAGUAAAACUGGAGAAUGAGAUAAAGGAAAGGGAUCAGAAUGAAGAUGAAGAACAGGAGAAGAGGGUUCAGAUUCAGGAGGAAUUGGCCGCAUUGAAAGUGAUGUCAAAUGCUUUGUCAGUUGAGAACCAGGGCUUGAGGGAGGAGAAGAUCUCGUUGAGUGAGAGAAUCGAGGUUUUGUAUGAAAAGGUAAGUCUGAAUUGUAGUAUUAAAUUUGUGGUUAUAUAUUAGGUUGUCCAAAUAAUUAUGUGCCCCUAAACCCGAAAAUUUGCUUUGAGAAGGGGCACGAAAAAUUUAAACAACCUAGUAUUACCAUAGCUAUAGAUACCAAGGCUGGGAUCAAUUACUAUUUAAGAAAAUAUAUUGUGAUUGCUUUUAGCUGGAACAAAGCUCUCUGGAGAUUGAAUGGCUAGCCAAAAAGCUGGAGCAGUUCAGGAUACAAUACUUUGACACUUUGGCUAAACUUCAAAUGGAGUUGCGACGUCAAUCUGAAGCGUGAGUUGGAUUUACAAUUGUUAAGCCUUAUGAAAUGAAACGAUCCUUUCAAAAUUUUUUUGUAGAUUAAAAAGUGCCUAAGAUAUUCAAAAAAGAUUCAAAGAUACCUGAAAGAUUAUAAAAUUAAUUUUGUAUAUUACCUAUAAUAAUAUUGUUUUUAAAACUGAUUAGAAAUUGAUGUACAUGAUCUAUAACAAUGUCAUUAUUCCUUAAAAUUACCCAUGUUAUUUUCAGUGGUUCCGAACUAGAAGAGAUCGUCCGAAAAGCCCAAGAUCUUGUGGUAUCCUUCCCUAAAUCCAAGUCGACUAAAAUAAAGAUUCAUCAACAGAAAUCGACCACUCAAAUCAUUCAUCAACCUCCAACUCCAGUACCUCGCCUUUCAUCUGCUCGUGGAUCGGUCGACGAAGGGGGUUCUGAAUCAGGUAGACCACCUUUAAGUCCAGUAAGAGCAUCACCUAGCCCAAGACCAAUAAAUAUUGACUCUCAGCCUAAGAUCCAACGUACAACCUCAGUUAUGACCUCAUCGUCACGAUCGAAUCGAUCCUUGACAACGUUGAGAAGUCAGUCACAAACUCAGGAAAGCUCCGAAUCCACGGCCUCGAUGUUGGCUCAAAAGUAUCGGCGAAAAAUGUCAUAA
Messenger RNA from Bursaphelenchus okinawaensis, 4799 nucleotides. The record is from the annotation of a GenBank genome assembly. Lineage: Eukaryota; Metazoa; Nematoda; Chromadorea; Rhabditida; Aphelenchoididae.